GUUACAACCCUCCACUACACUUUCUAUCACACAAAACCCUGGUGGAAGAAGACCAUAACAAUGUCUGACGCCGGAUCCGCUGUUUCCAACGCCGUCGAGGUCGAGCAGGUUGAGGUCGCCGAGCAGUCCGGCCCUCUUUCGGUCGAGCAGGCCCUUGAGCAGGUCAUUUCUACUGCCCUGCGUCACGAUGGCCUUGCCCGCGGCCUUCGCGAGUCGGCUAAGGCCCUUGACAAGCGCGAGGCUCACCUCUGCGUUCUCGUCGAGACCGUUACCGAGGCCGAGUACUCGAAGCUUAUUGAGGCCCUCUGCGCCGAGCACAACAUCCAGCUCAUCAAGGUCUCGGACGCCAAGACCCUUGGCCAGUGGGCUGGUCUCUCGAAGAUUGACCGUGAGGGCAACCCCCGCAAGGUUGUCGGCUGCUCGUCGGUUGUCAUCACCAACUACGGUGUCGAGACCCCUGGUCUCCAGGUCCUCCUUGACUACUUCAAGACCCGCUAAGCUCGUCCCUGCGGCCCAUUGCCUAGUUCUUUGAACUCGUCCACUCGUCUCCCCGACCUCGAUAGUUUUUACUGCGGCCUGUUUGCGGCGGAUGCAUGGCAAUGGUUGUUGGACA
Molecule: messenger RNA, 613 nt
Organism: Vanrija pseudolonga
Lineage: Eukaryota; Fungi; Basidiomycota; Tremellomycetes; Trichosporonales; Trichosporonaceae
Gene: RPS12
Product: 40S ribosomal protein S12
Exons: 4
Coding region: 61-498 (145 amino acids)
Biological process (GO): translation
Cellular component (GO): cytosolic small ribosomal subunit; ribosome
Molecular function (GO): structural constituent of ribosome
Source: RefSeq, a predicted model, not a curated record